Messenger RNA from Stomoxys calcitrans (stable fly), 723 nucleotides. RefSeq lists its product as uncharacterized. NCBI's taxonomy places the organism in Eukaryota, Metazoa, Arthropoda, Insecta, Diptera, Muscidae. Bases 160 to 606 code for a protein of 148 amino acids. The transcript is spliced from 3 exons. The record is from RefSeq and is a predicted model, not a curated record.
ACGUCAUUGAGUGCAUUCACGUGCCUAUCACUACCACAGCACUACAAAACACCUCUGUCCUCAUGAUUAUCUGUUAUAAUCACCCUGCAGUCUUUAAGGCUAUCAUGCAGAACUCAGAAAUUAUGAUCUUUUCAUUAAGCUUUCAUCUUUCCUAUCACAAUGAUUACAAAAACUCCUGAUUAUCUGAUAUCAGAGUAUGGUUAUCCUGAACUAUGGAAUGCAGAUGCUAAACAUGUACCUCUCCCCAAUCACAAAUUCUGGAAUACCUAUUCCUUGUGGUGUAGCAAUAAAUCGAACCAGUUAGCCAAGCUGUUACCACUUCGAGAGUCAUGGAACGAUUAUUAUACCAAGAAUGUGCUAAGACAAAACGAAGAAUCAAACAAAUACAGCAAACUGACUACCAAUCGAAAACCACAAAAGAACCAACAGCACAUCAAAGUGGAGUCUAACAAAAAAAGAAGUUUUCAUUUCAGCAAUAUGGGCAGCAACACUAGCAUUAGACGCAACGGGGUAGCCAGUGACGGAGUGAAUGGCAACGCACUGAUGAAUUCUCAGCCAAGAUCUCGAACAAAACAAAAUAUGGAUAAUGACGUAGAUCAAUUUUGAAUAGGUGAUAAACAAUGUGCAAUUAAUUUUCUUAUUGUACAUACCUCAUGCGAAUAUAUCAUGAAUGAUGAGUGUUAUGUUUUAAUUAUUAAUUUUAAUAAAAUUAUAAAUAACUAU